This is a messenger RNA of Diuraphis noxia (Russian wheat aphid), 1157 nucleotides long. RefSeq lists its product as uncharacterized. Lineage: Eukaryota; Metazoa; Arthropoda; Insecta; Hemiptera; Aphididae. The record is from RefSeq and is a predicted model, not a curated record.
UGCCGUACAAUGAUCAAAAUAUGGCCCGUCGUGAAAAUUUGAAAACAAAAGAAUUAGGUACAAAAGUGAUCAGCUGAAUGUCAGCGUUUACGUUUCACAAUUCGAAGGUAAUUUAAGAACUUUAUAAAUUAAAAGUAAAUCGAUUGACAUGGUGAAUAAGUGCAGCGUGGUUGGUUGCAAAAGCUUGUAUACGAAGGACAAUGUCAAAGUUAGAUUACACAGGUUUCCUCUGUCAAAUCCAGAAACAUUACCCAUGUGGAUAGCUGCCACCGGUAGGGAAAAAGAUUGGAAACCUUGUAAAAGUAGUAGAUUGUGUGGCAAUCAUUUUGAAAAUUCAGAAUACAUAAUUGGCCAUGGAAAAAAUGUUUUGAAAACAACAUCUGUCCCAACAAUUGAAUACCGUGUAGAUGUUAUGAGAUACCAAAAAAAGAAGAUAUUAAAUCCAUGCAAUGAUGAGGAGCAAACAAAUAAAUCUUUAACAGAUAACCCUGUGGAUACUAGUGGUAAAAAUUUUGAGAUUGUCCAACUUUAUUAUGACAGUGUGAACAAUUCAAAGGAUGAACAUCAAAAUAAUCAUCUUCAUUCUUUGAACUUAGAGAAUAGUAAUGAUAACGGAGAUAAUGCUAGUCAUGACGAGACCGUAGAAAAUGAAUAUGAAGAUUAUAACYAUGAAUUAAAAAAUGAUAUUUGUAACAGAGAAAACCAAUGUUACAUGUUUACAAGCAGCUUCAAGGAAGGUGCUGAACCAAUAAUUUUAACACCCCCAGAUGAAAAACCACCUGAAGAAUCAUUAAAUAUGACUAUUGAUCAAACAACAGCUGAUUUAAAUUUUAAGAAAGUUAUGGCCUUAAAAUUAAAAAAACAACGGCGCACUAAAGAUAUUUAUUCAUUAUACUUCAAAACUUUGAAAAAAAAAAGGUUUCAAAAACAAGAAAAGUAUAAAAAAUCUAUAAACAAUGAUGAAGCAGACUCAUUUGCCAGGUUUAUAGCAGUUCAAAUGAGAGAUUUAUGUUCUCAUAGAAAGGUUUAUUUAAGUGCAAAACACAAAAUUCAAAAAAUUUUAAUGAAAGCACAGCUUAAAAUAGCAAAUUGAAUCUAAUAUAAUAAAGAUUAAAAUGUGACAUUAUGAUAAGUAGUUAUUGUUUAAUUUUGUAACA